This is a messenger RNA of Sphaeroforma arctica JP610, 935 nucleotides long. The record is from the annotation of a RefSeq genome assembly. NCBI's taxonomy places the organism in Eukaryota, Ichthyosporea, Ichthyophonida.
UUCUCAUUAGUAUUCAUAUUUACAAUAAUUUUACACGAGUAUUAGCAAAUACAUACAUUUCACGCGUUCCCUAUAUCACACACCUCGUCUAACAAACACAUCAUAAUAACGUCUUUUUUACUACAAGGUGCUUUCAUAAACCUGCUGCUGUAGUCGCCCAGUUGGCACCUCUCUCUCUUGGGCUCUUAUACUACAGACAUGUCGUUUCUUUUCAUUGUCACCAUCCCUUCGGGGGUGCGUCUGAAACGCUCUGGUGUAGUGCAAGAGGUCAACGACACCAUCCACUACGGCAUAGCCAAGCAAGAACCAUCCGAUAGAAACCAUGCGAAAUCUUUAGGUCUCAAGAGCGUAGGCAGCACUAACGAAGACAGUACGAGUGUGAUCAAGCCACGGGAUAGCAAAGGCGAAAGCAAAAAUCUGCUUUCUGUGGUAUUGAGCCACGACGAUACAGAGAGUCUGGAGUUCGCUGAGACAAGUAGACACAGUGCAUUGGGUGAGAUAUUCCCAGAAACAAGCAGGAAGAGCACAUCUGGUGGUGCUUGGCAAAGCGAAAACGCGCAGACGGGCCGGAACCUUAACGGGCAGAGUGGCUUAAAGGGCGAACGGAAACUAGCGGAGUCACGGGUGCAAGGGGUGAAGCAGGUGGAGGCUAACAUGCAAGGGUUAUUCGCUCCGACUGCGAAGGAAAGAACAGGAAGUGCAUUGGAUUCUAUCAACCCCUCACGGCCGUCGUCCAAACACAUCUUAUCGCAACUCAGCAAGGGCAUGCAAGCCAACCACGACAAGAUGGCCGAUGACGCCUCAGAAUAUAUCACACUGGAUGUGGCUGAGCUGCUGGCAGAUGUGCUGGAGACGGAUCUGCUACUGACACCCACGUGGGUGCAGGAUAUGAAGGGCAAGAAGAUCGUCGUACAGUUCCCCUGCGAUGCGAAUAA